ACGUGACGUCAGCACGUUUUGUUGCUGUACCGUCUCCCCGGGAGUCAGAAUAAACGUGUUCACGUCUGAAGCUUUAGUGUAAAUUACAGUGUGCAGCUUCUCCACUCACUUCAGUUUGGAGUUUACACAUCUUCGUCGACGCCAUGAGCACGUUAUGGAUGGGAAAUCUGGAGACCUACAUGGACGAGAAGUUCAUCAUCAGAGCGUUCUCCACCAUGGGCGAGCAGGUGGUCAAUGUGCGGAUCCUCCGAAACAAGAUGACAGGUGUAUCAUCACAUAGUGGCGCCCUGGGUUACUGCUUUGUGGAGAUGACAGACGAGGCCACUGCUGAGAGGUGUCUGCGCAAGAUCAAUGGAAAGUCUCUGCCAGGUGCCAAUCCGCCCACAAGAUUCAAGUUAAACCGAGCCAACUUUGGGAAACAAGACACUACUCAGCUUUAUUCUCUGUUUGUGGGAGAUCUAACUCCUGAGGUGGACGAUGGGAUGCUUUACGAGUUCUUUUACAACCGCUACCCGACCUGUCGAGGCGGAAAAGUGGUGCUGGACACUUUAGGCAACUCCAAGGGCUGUGGUUUUGUUCAGUUCCCAGAUGAGCGGCUGCAGAAGCGUGCGUUAGAUGAAUGUCAGGGAGCCAUGGGACUGGGCAGCAAACCUCUCAGACUCAGCCUGGCUGCUAACAAUUUAAGGAACCGACAGCAGCAGCAGCAACAACAGCAACAGUCGGACAAAUCUUGGCAGUCGAGCUCAAGUUACACUCAGAACUAUGACCAGUAUAGCCAGUACCAGCAGCAGGCGUAUUCUGGUUAUUACUCGUCCUGGGGUUACGACCCCAAUGCAGCAGCGUACGGCUACAACUAUCAGCAGUAUGAUUACAGCCAGUAUCCUCCACCACAGGAAACUGAAGCUGUUGAGGAUGAUGGACUCGAAGAACCCAGUCCAGACGUGGACGUCGGCGAGGCCAACAGGAAGUUCAUGGAGAACAGCGAGGAGCUGUAUGAUGCGCUGAUCGACUGUCAGUGGCAGUCGACGGACUUCUCGACACAACAGGAGCACCUGAUAUCCAGCCUUCCAGAGCCGCUCUGCUGCUGAGACUGAACUGUGUCCUCUCCCUGAGGGAUUUUUAUUUUCUUUUUUCUUCUGACAUGUAUUUUUUAUUAAGGACUCAAAGUCUUACGUCAUAUGAAUAUGUAUAAAGCAGGAGUGUACACACAUGUCUGAGUUCAGAUUUAUUUAUGGAUCAACCAAAACACACUGAAUUUAACACAUGUUAAAGAGAUGGUUCAGAUUUUUUUUUUUUUUAGUGUGGAUGUGCAAGGAUUGCUGCCAUUGUUGGUAACCAACCAGAGGCACUAAUGCUUGUACUGGCAUUUCAGCAGAAAUACAAAUAGAAACAGAUUUAGCCACUGAGAAAAACCGGUUCAUCUAAUAAAAUCUUCCCCUGCUCAAGUCUA
Solea senegalensis (Senegalese sole) is the source of this 1450-nucleotide messenger RNA. Its product is annotated as tRNA selenocysteine 1-associated protein 1-like. The record is from RefSeq and is a predicted model, not a curated record. NCBI's taxonomy places the organism in Eukaryota, Metazoa, Chordata, Actinopteri, Pleuronectiformes, Soleidae. Gene Ontology annotation, cellular component: nucleus. Bases 144 to 1088 code for a protein of 314 amino acids. Gene Ontology annotation, biological process: selenocysteine incorporation. The transcript is spliced from 9 exons. Gene Ontology annotation, molecular function: tRNA binding.